Lasiodiplodia theobromae is the source of this 2310-nucleotide messenger RNA. RefSeq names its product Anthranilate synthase component 2 protein. The record is from RefSeq and is a predicted model, not a curated record. Gene Ontology annotation, molecular function: indole-3-glycerol-phosphate synthase activity; phosphoribosylanthranilate isomerase activity; anthranilate synthase activity. NCBI's taxonomy places the organism in Eukaryota, Fungi, Ascomycota, Dothideomycetes, Botryosphaeriales, Botryosphaeriaceae. Gene Ontology annotation, biological process: L-tryptophan biosynthetic process. The transcript has 2 exons. Gene Ontology annotation, cellular component: cytosol. Bases 1 to 2310 code for a protein of 769 amino acids.
AUGGCCGCAGCCCUCAUUGACCACUCCCCGCACCACCCCGCCCCGGCACCGCCGGUCGAAACCGCCCAGAACCUCAUCCUCAUAGACAACUACGACUCGUUCACCUGGAAUGUCUACCAGUACCUUGUGCUCGAGGGCGCCAAGGUCACCGUCUUCCGCAAUGACGAGAUUACUCUCGACGAGCUCAUCGCGAAGAACCCGACCCAGCUGGUCGUUAGCCCUGGACCCGGCCACCCCGAGACCGACUCUGGCAUAAGCAGGGACGCUAUCAAGCAUUUCGCGGGCAAGAUUCCCAUCCUGGGAGUGUGCAUGGGAGAGCAAUGCAUCUACUCUGUCUUCGGCGGCCGCGUCGACGUGACCGGUGAGAUCCUGCACGGAAAGACAUCGCCGCUGCGCCACGACGGCAAGGGCGUAUACGCGAACGUCCCCCAAGACGUGGCGGUGACGAGAUACCAUUCCCUGGCCGGCACCCACCCCACGCUCCCGGAAUGCCUCGAGGUCUCUUCCUGGAUUGCGACCGGCCCGGAUGGCGGCAAGGGUAUAAUCAUGGGCGUGAGACACAAGGAGUAUGUCAUUGAGGGUGUGCAAUACCACCCAGAGAGUAUCUUGACCGAGGAGGGCCGGGUGCAGAUCAAGAACUUCCUGAAGAUGCAGGGAGGCACCUGGGCUGAGAACGAGAAGCUUGCCAAGGCCCAGCCAGCUGCUGCGACCGCUCCCAAUGGCGCCAUUGUCGUUGACAAGAAGACCUCCAUUCUGGAGAAGAUCUUCGACCACCGCCGUGCCGCUGUUGCGGCGCAAAAGGAGAUUCCUUCUCAACGGCCUGUGGACUUGCAGGCUGCCUAUGAUAUGGAUAUAGCCCCGCCUCUCAUUUCCUUCGCCGAUCGUCUCAGGCAGUCGCCCUACCGGCUGUCGCUGAUGGCCGAGAUCAAGCGUGCAUCCCCUUCGAAGGGCAUCAUUUCCCUGUCCACCUGCGCCCCUCAGCAAGCCCGGACGUACGCGCUUGCAGGCGCCAGUGUUAUUUCUGUCCUUACCGAGCCUGAAUGGUUCAAGGGAAGCAUUGAUGACCUGAAGCUUGUGCGCCAGGCUUUGGAAGGCAUGCCCAACCGCCCGGCCAUUCUGCGCAAGGAGUUCGUCUUUGACGAGUACCAGAUCCUCGAGGCUAGGCUGGCAGGUGCUGAUACCGUUUUACUCAUUGUCAAGAUGCUGGACGAAGCCACCCUGAAGAGGCUGUAUCACUACUCUCAAUCGCUCGGCAUGGAGCCCUUGGUCGAGGUCAACACUGCGGAGGAGAUGCACAUUGCAGUGAAUCUUGGAGCGAAGGUCAUUGGUGUGAACAACCGCAACCUUACCAACUUCGAGGUGGACCUGGAGACCACUAGCAGGCUGAUGGAUAUUGUCCCCAAGGAAACCAUUGUCUGCGCUCUCAGCGGUAUCUCUGGUCCUAAGGACGUCGAGCCGUACGAGAAGAACGGCGUUGGCGCUGUCCUCGUCGGCGAGGCUUUGAUGAGGGCCUCCAACACUGCUCAAUUCAUUGCGCAGCUUCUCGGUGGCUCGAGCGAGAUGGUGAAGACCGCUCCCCGGGCAGCACCGCUGGUCAAGAUCUGCGGCACCAGGUCAGCGGAAGCCGCGAAGACAGCCAUCGAGGCGGGCGCUGAUCUCAUCGGCAUUAUCCUCGUUCAAGGUCGCACUCGGUGCGUCUCGAACGAAACCGCACUCGAGAUUUCACAAGUCAUCCACAGCACGCCGAAGCCGCGCAAGAGCGGCGCUUCCUCGUCACCGACAUCCUCCAGCAUCCCCAACGCCGCAUCCGAAUUCUUCUCGCACGCCGCGGCGCACCACGUAUCGCACCCGGACCGCGCACUGCUGGUCGGCGUCUUCCGUAACCAGCCGCUCGACUACGUGCUGGCGCAGCAGAAGCUGCUCAACCUCGACAUCGUGCAGCUGCACGGCGACGAGCCGGUCGAGUGGGCGCGCAGCAUCCCCGUGCCCGUCAUCCACGCCUUCAAGCCUGGCCAAGCCGGUCUCGCGCGCCGCGCCUACCACGCCCUGUCGCUGCUCGACUCGGGCGCCGGCGGCUCCGGCCAGAAGCUCGACCUGAAGGAGGUGCGCGAGACGCUGGAGAAGGACACGAGCUUGCGCGUCCUGCUGGCCGGCGGCCUCGGCCCGGAGAACGUGCGCGAGGCCAUCGCCGAGCUGGGCGAGCUGGGCGAGAGGGUGGUCGGCGUGGAUGUGAGCAGCGGCGUCGAGGUGAAUGGGCAGCAGGAUUUGGCGAAGAUUAAGGCUUUUGUCGAGGCGGCGAAGGCGGUCUAG